AUGAAUGACUCCGAACCCUCAAAUGAUUCUGAGUUGUCACUUGGAAGAACCAAACUUGAGCCCCCAGACGCUACAAGAUCCAAAAUAUUGGUCAAAAUGCGUUAUCCUAUGCUCCUUAGGCUGCUGGCUUUGGUUUGUGUAUUUGACGUGUUGAAGGUCUCCCGAGGAGAAACUCUCAAGCUCGAUGUGCAUUACAGAUAUGUGGUUAAACACGGCUUUGGAUUGUUCCACACUCUAGUCGAUGAGAACGGUCAGGACGUAGAUGUUCUUGUUGACACUAGAUCGGGUUUGUUUUUUUUCGCCGAGAAGAAGUGGUUCGAGAAAGCCACCGGACUCUUCUGCCUUGCAGCGCCCCUGGGGUGCUACGAAUGCUCGAAGCCUUGCUCUGUGGGUAAAGUGUCGGCAAGAGCGAGUUUCGAUAGCGAUUACAGUGUAAGCAUUUUUCCGCACAAAUCGAAAUUGACGAUCGGUAAAGUGUCAGAGAGCUUCACUUUCGGACUGAUAUUCGACCAGAAGCCCCCUGUCACUGAAGUUCCUCCGAUCAAUGUGAUGGGUCUUGGCUUCGAUAAUGGCGAUGAGGACUUCCCGUCUGUGAUGACGCAGUUGCGAUCGUCGAAAGCUAUAACGACCGAUAUCAUUGCUCUCUACUUGUACCCUCCAACUGAUCCCACGGGGGAAUCCAUUGAUGGAGGCCUACUCCUUGGUGGAAGCGACCCUGCAUUAUAUGAGGGAGCACUGAAGUAUGUCGACCUCUCUACGGACGAAGGUUACAUGGUGAAUAUUGACAAGCUACAAGUCGGUGAUGGAACUAUAAUUUCUGGUAUCAAUACGAACGUGGACCUCGACAGCGGCGCCAACUAUCUAUGUGUCCCAAAAUUAUACUAUAAUCGUCUUAUCAAGGAUAUUGGAGCUCAAACUGACAAGGUUGCGGGUAAGCAUGUCGUUUUCAAGUUCGAUCAAGAAAUCAAGACAUGGACAUUCCCUUGCCAAUACAUGAGCAAGUUGCCACCGUUGACGUUUGCCUUGGGCCCUCAGGGCUCAACCUCAUUUACGAUGACGUCCACAAACUAUGCCGUGAGUCUCGAAGGUACCUGCUAUCUUCUUAUCAUGGAAAACCAACGGGAUGACUGGAGUUUUCACGAUCGUAUGUUGAUCGAUAGGUAUUUUGAGUUCGACCCUACUCGUAAACGAGUUGGAUUGGGCAAACUGAAACCGCGAUCUACAUGA
Molecule: messenger RNA, 1227 nt
Organism: Perkinsus marinus ATCC 50983
Lineage: Eukaryota; Perkinsozoa; Perkinsida; Perkinsidae
Product: Cathepsin D precursor, putative
Exons: 1
Coding region: 1-1227 (408 amino acids)
Biological process (GO): proteolysis
Molecular function (GO): aspartic-type endopeptidase activity
Source: RefSeq, a predicted model, not a curated record